Messenger RNA from Rana temporaria (common frog), 1911 nucleotides. RefSeq names its product vomeronasal type-2 receptor 26-like. The record is from RefSeq and is a predicted model, not a curated record. The transcript has 4 exons. Gene Ontology annotation, cellular component: membrane. Gene Ontology annotation, molecular function: G protein-coupled receptor activity. Gene Ontology annotation, biological process: G protein-coupled receptor signaling pathway. Lineage: Eukaryota; Metazoa; Chordata; Amphibia; Anura; Ranidae. The coding region runs from base 1 to 1461 and encodes 486 amino acids.
AUGGCCCAACACGACCAACCUCUCACUCUAGUAUCAAAUUUACAGACCCCGGGAGGUGGGACGGUGUCCUCCCCCUCGGACAUCUUACAGACCUUUAACGCCUUUUACAAAACUCUAUACUCCUCCAGCCUGUCCUCAGAUUUCCAGCCUGAGAUGUUAAACGACCUACUGGACCCACUUUGUAUAACUGUAUAUGAUAAUGUGCGUAUUUCUGUCUUCCAUGAAAAGCUGCACAAAUAUGUGAGCAUUGUUAAUUUCCCGGCCGGGGCCAAGAUCCCCUAUAAUCAGGGGAAAGAAAUUCCAACUGCUCUUAAUUUACAAAGCUGGCUUUUUCUUAACAGUUCAGGUAUUUUGUCUACAACAAUUUCCAAUCUUCGAGGCCCAGACUUUGUGCCUAAGUCAUUUCCCAAUAUGAGUGAUCCUCGCUUCUGGAAAACCGGCAAAGUUCCGGUAUCUCGGUGCUCAGAUCCCUGUUUACCUGGCAGCAGAAAAAAGUUUGCAUCUUCCAUCCAUAAAUGUUGCUAUGAGUGUGUUCCAUGUCCAGAAGGAGAGAUCUCCAACAUUUCAGACAGUGAAAACUGCAUGAAAUGUCCUGAUGAUGAAUGGCCAAAUGAGAAGAAGGAUCGGUGUGUUCCAAAAUUGGUGGAAUUUCUCUCCUACACUGAUGAUCCAAUUGCUGCAGCAUUUUCACCUGUCUCCAUCGUCUCUUGUCUUCUGACUGGUUUAAUAUUGGGGGUAUUUAUACAUUACCGGGACACCCCCAUUGUUAAAGCUAAUAACCGGAACCUGAGCUAUCUUCUCCUGGUCUCCAUCAUGCUGAGCUUCCUCUGUGUCUUCUUGUUCCUCGGACGUCCAGUAGAUAUAACCUGCAUGCUGCGUGUAACCUCUUUUGGUGUUAUCUUCUCAGUUGCCGUCUCUUCUCUACUUGCCAAAAGUAUCAUGGUGUGUAUUGCUUUUAAAGCCACCAAACCUGGGAGUCCCUGGAGGAAAUGGAUGGGAGCCAAACUGCCCAAUUGUAUCAUUUGUGUCUUCUCACUGGUUCAAGUAGUAAUCUGUGUCUCUUGGUUGUCUACUAAUCCCCCCUUCCAGGAUCAGGACACUCACUCUUAUCAGGGAAAGAUCAUCAUUCAGUGUAAUGAGGGUUCAGUUAUCGGCUUCUACUCUGUCCUGGGAUAUAUGGGGCUUCUGGCAGCUGUGAGCUUCAUUAUAGCUUUUUUAGCCAGGACAUUACCGGACAGUUUUAAUGAGACCAAGUACAUCACCUUCAGCAUGCUGGUGUUCUGCAGUGUCUGGAUUGCCAUGAUCCCGGCCUAUCUGAGCACCAGAGGGAAAUACAUGGUGGCUGUGGAGGUUUUUGCUAUAAUGGCAUCAAGUACUGGACUUCUUGGCUGUAUAUUUUUCUACAAAUGUUACAUAAUUCUGUUAAGACCCGACCUGAAUAUAAAAAUAGUUAUCCACUAAUAUUUAUGGAGGAACACUGGGUUACCAGUAGUUAUAUCUUUAUCUCUACUAUUGUUAAUUUUAGUAUUUUGUUAGCAUAUUGAGAAGGAACAUUGUUACAUUUAAACAUGUAAUACGUACCUCUCCGGUAGAUGGCAAGUCUAAUUGUUGCUCUCUUGAAGAACUAAGGACUCUGCUUGUAUAUGACACUUUGGGUUUGUUGGAAACUGUAACAGAACCACGAAUGGGACAGGGGUUAACGCUAUUUAAGAUAUUCCAUUCCCGAACCCAAGACAGCUAUCGACACUCCACAGUCGAUAAUCCACCCGAGCUGUUGUCUUGACCACAGGGUUAUCCAGUUUGCGGGCAUCUGUGUAUUCAUCCACCAGGCUAGCUGCUUCAAACAAGGAGAAAGGGUUUCUGUCCCGGACCCACUCUCUGACUUCCAGGGACAGUUUGUCAAAGAAGUGC